AUGAAGAAAAUAGCACCUUUAAUAAUAUGUGGGCCAUCAGGGGUUGGUAAAGGAACAUUAAUAAAAAAACUUUUAGAAGAAUUUCCUCAAUUUUUUAGAUUUUCUGUAAGUUGUACUACUAGAAAAAAAAGAGAAAAAGAAAAAAAUGGAAUUGAUUAUUAUUUUUUAAAUAGAGAAGAUUUCGAAGAAAAAUUAAAAAAAAAUUAUUUUCUAGAAUAUGAUAAUUAUGCAAAUAAUUUAUAUGGGACUUUGAAAAGUGAAUAUGAUAAAGCAGAGAGUGAAGAAAAAAUAUGUUUAUUUGAAAUGAAUAUAAAUGGAGUGAAACAAUUAAAAAAUAGUGAUUAUAUAAAAGAUGGUAUUUAUAUUUUUGUAAAACCACCAAGUAGUGACAUUUUAUUAAAUAGAUUAAGGAAUAGAAAUACAGAAAAUCAAGAACAAAUUAAUAAAAGAAUGGAAGAAUUAAAAAGAGAAUUAGAUGAAGCUUAUAAAAUUGAUUUCAAUUUCUAUAUAGUUAAUGAUGAUCUAACAAAGACAUAUGAAGAACUAAAGAGCUUUUUAAUGAAAUCCUAUGAAUAUUUAAAAAAAUGA
This is a messenger RNA of Plasmodium gallinaceum, 588 nucleotides long. It is a transcript of the gene GK, whose product is annotated as guanylate kinase, putative. The record is from RefSeq and is a predicted model, not a curated record. The transcript has a single exon. Gene Ontology annotation, biological process: purine nucleotide metabolic process. Lineage: Eukaryota; Apicomplexa; Aconoidasida; Haemosporida; Plasmodiidae. Gene Ontology annotation, cellular component: cytosol. Gene Ontology annotation, molecular function: GMP kinase activity. The coding region runs from base 1 to 588 and encodes 195 amino acids.